UUCCCUUUUCCUUUCUCUCUCUUCUUCACAGCACGACACAACCUAAGCCUCGGUAGAGAGAGAAAGAGAGAGACAACGAAGAAAAGAACCUGUUCUUCACCAGAACGGUGUUUGGUUUUAUAGGAUUCCUCCCAUUCAUCCAUUUACCGAUCCACGUCCAUCUCCAUCUUCUUUCUCUUGUUCUUUUUCCGAAGAACACAGGGAAUUGAAGAGAGAAGAGGAUUGAGAAAGGGGAAUACCCAGGUGAUUAAUUCGGUGAAAUUUCGGAUUUUGAUUACUGGGUGUUUCUGCUUUCUUCAUUUUACCUUCACUGGUGGGAAGGGUUUUUGGUGAGUAGAUGGACUUGGACAGCGUUGAGUGUGUGUCAUCCUCUGAUGGCAUGGAUGAGGAUGAGAUCCACCCCAAUCUUCACCAUUCUGAGUUUUCUUCCACCAAGCCUCGCAAUGGAGGCACUAAUAACAACAAUUCUGUGGGCCCCAAUGCCAUGGCUCCGGCAACCAGCGUCCAUGAGUUGCUGGAAUGUCCUGUGUGUACUAAUUCAAUGUACCCUCCAAUUCAUCAGUGUCACAACGGCCAUACACUUUGUUCCACGUGUAAAACAAGGGUGCACAACCGAUGUCCCACUUGUAGACAAGAGCUUGGAGAUAUCAGGUGUCUGGCACUGGAGAAGGUGGCUGAAUCACUUGAGUUGCCUUGCAAGUACUACUCUCUUGGAUGUCCAGAAAUCUUCCCAUACUACAGCAAGCUUAAGCAUGAGACAGUUUGUAAUUUUAGACCAUAUAGUUGUCCUUAUGCUGGAUCGGACUGUUCUGUUGUUGGGGAUAUUCCUUACCUUGUUGCUCAUUUGAGGGACGAUCAUAAAGUAGACAUGCACACAGGAUGCACAUUCAACCACCGUUAUGUGAAAUCAAAUCCGCGUGAAGUGGAGAAUGCAACCUGGAUGCUCACAGUGUUUCAUUGUUUUGGCCAAUAUUUCUGCCUUCAUUUUGAAGCUUUCCAGCUUGGCAUGGCACCUGUAUACAUGGCAUUUCUUCGUUUUAUGGGUGAUGAGAAUGAGGCUCGGAAUUAUAGCUAUAGUCUAGAGGUUGGAGCCAAUGGCAGGAAACUCAUUUGGGAGGGUACACCGCGAAGUGUUCGGGAUAGCCACCGUAAGGUUAGGGAUAGCCAUGAUGGGCUCAUUAUUCAAAGAAAUAUGGCCCUAUUUUUCUCUGGUGGGGAUAAAAAGGAGCUUAAACUCAGAGUUACAGGAAGAAUAUGGAAGGAACAACAGAAUCCGGAUGCUGGAGUGUGCAUGCCAAAUCUCUGUAGUUAACAUGUUAUUUGAAGGGCAUUUUUAUCAUUUUGUGUGUUUGAGACACUCUUUUGGGCUGUAUUUAUACCAACUUUGUGCUUGUUGUAAUAGAUUAAGGCACUAAGGUGGCUCUUAAAUUUUCAGAUUCAUAAGCUGUGUAAUAAACAAGAUUUUUUUUUUCUUUCAAAUUUGCUUGAUUGUAAUUCGAUAGUGGAAAUUGGAAUUCGUGUUUCUUGCUCUAAA
Cajanus cajan (pigeon pea) is the source of this 1534-nucleotide messenger RNA. RefSeq names its product E3 ubiquitin-protein ligase SINAT5. Gene Ontology annotation, cellular component: cytoplasm. Gene Ontology annotation, biological process: multicellular organism development; ubiquitin-dependent protein catabolic process. Gene Ontology annotation, molecular function: ubiquitin protein ligase activity; protein binding; zinc ion binding. The record is from RefSeq and is a predicted model, not a curated record. Lineage: Eukaryota; Viridiplantae; Streptophyta; Magnoliopsida; Fabales; Fabaceae.